ACGCGGUCGCGCUGCUGUUGCCAAACCUGCUUACACAAACACGGAAACCAUGAAAAAGAGGGCCGGGUCGGGGGUGUCCUUGCUUGUGGUGCGUUCAGCGGAGGUGCGAAAGACAUACAGGGCGUGGUUUCUGUCAAUCUCGUUGGCCGUCCUCCUCCUCUGUUCCGUUCCCUUGUUCUCCGCUGUUGGUGUCACCGCCUCGACAGCUGCUGGCGCCAAAGGAGCAAGCUCUCGUCACAACAACAACUGGGCCGUGCUGGUGUGCACAUCCCGCUUCUGGUUCAACUACCGGCACGUGGCCAACACCCUGUCGGUGUACCACACGGUCAGGCGCCUGGGCAUCCCGGACUCGAACAUCGUGCUGAUGCUGGCGGACGACAUGCCCUGCAACGCUAGGAAUCCGUUUCCGGGGGGGGUAUAUAACAGCAAGGACCAUGAGCUCAACCUUUACGAAGGAGACGUCGAAGUGGACUACAGAGGAGAAGAAGUGAGUGUGGAGAGCUUCCUGCGCCUGUUAACCGGGCGAACUCUACCGGGAACACCGCCUUCCAAGACGCUGGCGACAGACGAGCACAGCAACGUGCUCAUCUACAUGAACGGACACGGCGGAGACCAAUUCCUCAAGUUCCACGACAUGGAAGAAGUAUCCAGCCACGACCUGGGGGGAGCCUUGCGAGAGAUGGAGCUCAAGAAGCGGUAUCACAGGGUGCUGUUCAUGGUGGAUACGUGCCAGGCAAUGACUCUCUUCGAAGAGAUCGAUUCAAAGGAUGUAAUCUGCAUCGGCAGCAGCGUCCGGGGGGAGAACUCGUACGCUCGAGGGAGCGACGCAACGAUCGGGCUGUCCCUGAUGGACAGGUUCACGUCUGCGAUGCUGGACUUUUUUCAGGCCGCGAUAACGAAGGGGGAAGACGUCACGGCGAACAGAGUGCGGGGGUUCAGUAGCGGAAACUCCGCCCCGCUGAACCUAAGAAAUGAUGUCACCCUAGGGGCCUUGAUGCAUUCGAUGCGGCCGAAGUCACUCCUCUCAUCGCCGACGGUGGAGCUCAAGGGCUGGACGGGACCCCCGUUAAAUAUGGACGGUGUGGGGUUUGCCCCGGCCGUAGCCACGCUGCGGGCUCGAACGAGGUAG
Ectocarpus siliculosus is the source of this 1129-nucleotide messenger RNA. NCBI's taxonomy places the organism in Eukaryota, Phaeophyceae, Ectocarpales, Ectocarpaceae. The record is from the annotation of a GenBank genome assembly.